Messenger RNA from Ipomoea triloba (trilobed morning glory), 1872 nucleotides. RefSeq names its product receptor-like protein 35. Gene Ontology annotation, molecular function: protein binding. The record is from RefSeq and is a predicted model, not a curated record. Lineage: Eukaryota; Viridiplantae; Streptophyta; Magnoliopsida; Solanales; Convolvulaceae. Bases 1 to 1872 code for a protein of 623 amino acids. The transcript has a single exon.
AUGGCUUUAAAAACAAUUCUGAUGUUUACAUUUAUAUAUAUUGUGUUGCAGAGUAAUGUGGAGAUUUCGAGGCUGACUAGGUUGGUGUCUCUUGAUCUUUCCUCAAUGUUUGAUUCUGUAGAGUUAAGAAAACCAAACUUUGAAUCUUUUUUUAUGAACCUGAGUUCUUUAAAAGAGGUGUAUCUUGAUGGUGUACACCUCUCCGCUCAAGGCUCUUACUGGUCUCAAGUCUUAUCCUCUACUGCAUUGCCUCAUCUUCAAGUUUUAAGUUUGUCCAACUGUCAUCUCAAUGGUUCAAUCCACCCUUCAUUUGCAACACUAAAAUCUCUAUCUUAUUUGCAGCUUAGCUAUAACAAUCUGUCUUCUGAUUUCCCAGAAAAUGUUUUUCUCCUCCCAAAAUUGAAAACCAUUGACAUCUCGGUUAAUAAACUUCUGAGCGGGCAGUUUCCAGAGUUUCCAAAACACACCUCUUUGCAAACCAUUUCACUUUCUGUAACAAAAUUUCAUGGAGAAUUACCCAAGUCCAUUGGAAAUCUUCAGUCACUGAAAAUUCUAGAUAUUUCUAGCUGCAAUCUCUGGGGUUUAAUCCCAUCGUCACUAGCAAACCUCACAAGUAUUAUUGAGUUAGACAUUAGACGCAAUAGAUUCAGUGGUUCUUUACCCCCAUUUCAUAGUACAAGUGUACCAAAUCUCUCGUACCUUGACAUGUCAUCCAAUCUUCUCACAGGUGAAAUUCACUUGUCUAUUUUCACGCUACCAUCUCUAGAACACUUGUACCUCCAUGCUAACAAAUUCAGUGGUGAACUUGAGGAGUUCUCUAAUACAUCUUCCUCUGUUUUAGAGAGUUUGGGUUUGAGUGGCAAUGAAUUGAGUGGGGUGGUACCUAAAUCAAUCUUUCAACUUCCUAACCUCAUUCAUCUAUCAUUGGGCUCUAACAAUUUUAAUGGUAGUGUGAAAAUUGAGAUGCUGCAGAAUCUCAAGAACUUGGCAUUUUUAGAUCUUUCUGACAUUAGUUUGACAGUUGAAGAAAAUGAUGAUAGAAGCUUUGACUUGCCUCAGCUACAGAGUUUGCAUCUGCAUAAGUGCAAUUUAUCUGACUUCCCCAUUUUCCUUAAUAGCAAAGUACAACUUACAUAUCUAAAUCUUGCAGAUAAUCACAUCCGAGGUUACGUUCCUAGUUGGUUAGGGAACAACAGCAAUCUCAAGGUAUUGGAUCUUUCCGGAAAUCCAAUACAAUUUCUUGAUCCAUCAUCAACUAUGGGAAAUAGUUCAUUUGUGUCACUAAACCAACUGGUGAUGCAUUCUUGCAACAUUUCUAAGUUCCCCAAGAUCUUGAAAGGCCUCAAUUCUUUAUUGUUUCUUGACCUUUCUGAUAACAAGAUAGAAGGUGAAAUACCAAGCUGGAUAUGGAAAAGUCAACUUCAAUUUGUGAAUAUUUCUCACAAUCUAUUAUCUGUUGUUGAUGAAUUUCCCUCAAAUCUUUCUUUAUAUGUGUUUUAUCUUUAUCUUCACGGAAAUUGUAUCAAAGGAUCUCUUCCAUCCGGAAUAUGCAAUAUGAGCAACCUGCGUGUUCUUGAUGCAUCAUAUAAUAAUUUGAGUGGUUUGAUCCCCGAGUGUCUUGUCAAGCUAGCAGGUCUAUCAGUUUUGAACUUGAAAGGAAACAGAUACGAUCAAAUGCCUUCUACUUUUACAGUUGCCGAUAAUAAUCUUCGCUCUCUAAAUAUAAAUGGCAAUCGAUUAAAAGGGAAGUUGCCAAGAUCACUGGCCAAUUGCAAAAUGCUAGAGAUUCUUGAUUUGGGAAACAAUAUGAUAUCUGAUACUUUUCCAUUUUGGUUGGAAAAACUCCCUUCACUCAAAGUUCUUAACUUAUGA